Molecule: messenger RNA, 608 nt
Organism: Lactuca sativa (garden lettuce)
Lineage: Eukaryota; Viridiplantae; Streptophyta; Magnoliopsida; Asterales; Asteraceae
Product: late embryogenesis abundant protein At5g17165
Source: RefSeq, a predicted model, not a curated record
GUUGCUGUAUUCACAGUAUAUCUAUAUAUGUAUAUCUAUAGAUACAUCGUCCAUAUCCAUAUCAAACAUCAAUCGAAGGUGCCAUGGCUGGGAAGCUCAUCAUAAGCAACAAUCUACGCACUCUGACUCCUCCUUCACUCUGCUUCUCCCUCUCCACCUUCAGGAGGAGAUUGCAUGAAUCGGCGUACGAGAAGGAAGUAGAAGAUGAGGUGGAGUGUGAGGUCUCUGCUGUAGGAGAGAUCACAGAUAAACCAGAAGAAUAUUGGGAGCCUGAUCCGGAGACUGGGGUAUUCGUCCCGGCCGGUGAACAGAAGUCGGAGGAGCCGGCGGUGACAUGCACGACGGAAGAAACGGUGUUGGAUGAGAAGGUGUUUUUCCGUCCACAGGAGGAUUUGGAGCUGCCUCCGUCGGAAUCUUUCACCGGAGAGAUUCCUCCUGUUGAUCCUUUCGCUGAAUAAUUAACUUCCAUUUCCAUAGUCGCACAGAAUGUUUAGAAAUAAGAGUGUUGGAGGUUGUUUUGUUUGAACUGUUCCGCUUGAGUCUCAAUUUUUUUUUUGUUCGAACUUCCAGAAACACCAUGAAUAACCAUAAAUAGAUGUUUUUCUUAA